Molecule: messenger RNA, 3200 nt
Organism: Corticium candelabrum
Lineage: Eukaryota; Metazoa; Porifera; Homoscleromorpha; Homosclerophorida; Plakinidae
Exons: 10
Coding region: 18-3185 (1055 amino acids)
Biological process (GO): peptide catabolic process
Cellular component (GO): mitochondrion; cytosol
Molecular function (GO): metal ion binding; metalloendopeptidase activity
Source: RefSeq, a predicted model, not a curated record
CUAUUUUGACUUACAGAAUGCGGUUUGUGAAGAAACGGCCUCAAAGGAGUGAGCUAGACGAUAGCGAAUCGUCGUACAGUGAUGGAGAAACUUUGCUGGAAGUAGAAAAGCACGAAUCGGAAAGUAACGUAGCGUCGAGGAAAGAGAAGACUCGCCAGCGACGUCGCCUACUCGUAAUUGGAGUCAUCGUAAUGUCUGUCAUUAUUAUCAUCGCCGUCGUGGCAUUUGUAGUGCAUAUGACGACGGAAUCGUCAGCUGACAAGUAUAAGAUUUCUAAUGAAGCCGUCAUUACCCCGUAUGUAGACAACCGCACGUAUAGAGCCAUGAAACUGGCCAAUGGACUGGGUGUUUUGCUUAUUUCUGAUGCGGGGGCGGACUAUGCGGCUGCCUCUAUGGAUGUGCACGUCGGUAGCAUGAGUGAUCCGCCUGAUGUUCAAGGUCUUGCUCAUUUUUGUGAGCACAUGCUCUUUCUUGGGACUGAAAAGUACAAGGACGAAUCGGCUUACUCGGGUUUUCUUUCCGAACAUGGUGGAUAUGACAAUGCAUUCACAUCACAAGAUCACACCAAUUAUUUUUUCAAAAUUGAGCAGCAGUCAUUUGUACAUGCUCUUGACAUGUUUGCUCAGUUUUUCAUCGCUCCACUCUUUACAGCGUCAUCUGCUGAGCGUGAGAUGCACGCUGUUGACUCUGAGCAUCAGAAAAAUCUUCAGAAUGAUGACUGGCGAAUAUGGCAGAUAACGAAAGAUUUGUCAAAUCAAAAGAGUGCAUUUCACGGCUUUAGCACAGGAAAUAUAGAGACACUGAAUGUUGCAAAUAUUCACGGUAGAUUGCUGAAAUUUCACGGGCAGCACUAUUCGUCUAACCAGAUGCAGCUAGUUGUGUUAGGUCGGGAAAAUAUAGAGACUCUGACCAAAGUUGUCUCUAAUUUGUUUAGCCCAAUUGAGAAUAAACAUGUGACAGUCUCACUUUCUUCGGCGGAUGCAUAUCCUCCUGGCUACACUGGGAAGCAAAUAUGGAUUCCAGCUGUUGAAGAUAACCACAGGCUGUUGUUGAGGUGGCCUGUACAGUCACUCUUACAUAAGUACAGGGCAAAUCCAUCUGGUUUCUUGAGUUAUUUAUUGGGAGAUGAAGGACCCGGAAGUGUCAUUGCUUUGCUGAGAGAUAAAGGAUGGGCAACUGCAUUGUCUACAGGAUCAUAUGUUGAUGUGGAUAUGUUUUCUAUGUUCGAGAUUGAAAUGACGCUAACCGAUGAGGGGCUACCUCACAUUGACUGUAUCAUAGAUGUGGUGUUUGACUACAUAUAUCUUAUUCAAACAACAGGCAUUGUGAAGGAACAGUGGCAGGAUACAAUUGAUGUCCGUACAGUCAAUUUUCGGUUCAGACCGAAAGAGGAUCCAGCAUCCUAUGUGAGGGAUCUUGCUUCUUUCCUUCGGUACGCUGAGUCGCCUGCUGAUUUUCUUGAACCGCCAUCUAGAGCUGUCUGGGAUCAUGAUCUUUUAUUGUCAGUUGUAAACACUUUGACACCUGACAAUAUGUUGGUGUUUAUACUCAGUCGUCCAUCUGGUAUUCUUGAGUGGCCAGAGCUUGAUAUGGUGGAGAAAUGGUAUAAAGUUAGAUAUCAUGUCGCCAACAUUAGCAGAGAUCGUCUUGACAAGUGGCGUGACACUUCGUCUAUCAAUGCCAGCUUGUCACUACCACCAGCCAACAACUACAUUCCUCGAGAUCUGUCACUACUUCCUUUACCGAAGAUAAAUGCUCUUUACCCAACAGCCAUACUAAAACAACAAGGCAUGGAAGUUUGGUGGAAACAGGAUGUUGUUUUUCGAACUCCUAAAGUCCACCUCUUUUGUGACUUUUCCACUCCCAUUACCUACAACUCAUCUUCGAACGCUGUUCUUUCUCAGCUCUAUCGGCAUUUAGUCGUAGACUCUCUAUAUAAGCCAUUGUAUGCAGCUGUACUGGCAGGAUACAAAGCCUCAUUCGGUCUGACAACAUUGGGUUUUACUAUGAAAUUCUAUGGUUACAGCGAUAAAGAAACAAUGAAGUUAUUUAUCAACACAGCUGUUCAACAUGCUAGAAAGAUUGCAACUGCUACUCCGGAGUAUCUUCGAGAGAACAGUCGAUAUCGUGUUGCAUUGGAGGAUACGAAACAGGCCAUGGAGAAUUACCCGUUUUCACAGCAACCCUAUCUUACUGCUUAUGACUUCACAGAUGUCGCGUUAGAAGAGACGUACUGGACGUCGUCUGAACAGUUGGAGGCUCUGAAGCACCUAAAUGAAACUGACUUUCUUCAUUUUGCCUCUCACCUGAUGGAUGCUGUUUCUGUGAAGUGCUUCGUUCACGGCAAUGUCGACAAGCAAUUAGCAUUAAAAUAUGCAAACAGUGUUGUAGAUGGUUUACAUUCAACACUAGGAGCUCCUAGUCCUGUACCAAGGCGGAUGUGUUUGAAAGCUGGUGAUAAUUUUGUAUACCGAAUGAGAGGUCUAGACCACAAUGACACUAAUUCUGCUAUACGAGGGUUGUAUCAGAUUGGUCGAGCGUGCUUUCCAGAAAGACGUAUAGAUAAAGAGAACUGUUCAAAAUCUUUACUAGAACGAAGUGUUCGCAUGAGCUUAGUCAAUCUCAUUAUCGAGAAUGCCUGCUUCGAACAGCUUCGAACACAGGAACAACUUGGCUACAUUGUAGCCUGUAGGACACACACGAACGAAGACGUUCUGUCGUUCCAGGUAAUCAUACAAAGUGCCAUCUACAAUGCUAGCUAUCUCACUGAACGAGCCGAGGCCUUUCUCAUAUUAUUCUCAGACACUCUAAAGUCAACAGUCAACAAUGCUGACUCAUUCGACAACUUGAAGCGUUCUCUACUAGAUGAGUUGCGGUCUAAGGAUCUCUCCCUCGAAGAUGCUUCCGACCGAUACUGGGGUGAGAUAGUAACCAACGAGAACCAGUUCAGUUGGGUCAGCCAGUUGAUAUCAACAGUCAAAGACAUAACUGCUGAUUCAGUCAUUCGGUUUUACGACAUGUACAUCAAUGGAAGGUCAUCACAGAGACGUCGGUUUGUUGUUGAACUCUAUGGGAAGGGAAGGUCGAUUGCAGAAGGUGGCGACGAGGACAGUAAGAUGGUUGUGUUGAAAGAGGGAGAUUUGAAAUCAUUCAAAGAAAACGCAGUCUUUUGUACUCACCCUUGAUGUAUGUAUCCCUAU